AACUUGAGUUAAACCCCUGCUGCCCCCCACCCGCGUCCUCCCCGCCCGGCCAAGAGGGACUUGCACUGCCGCCCCGGCGCCCCGACCCCGUCCUGCGGCCGUGGGAACCGGAGCCGAGCCCCGGCGGACAGAGGUCCGGUCCCCGCUGGAUGCGGUGGGGAUUGGGCGGUUGGCGCCCAUGCACUUUCUGUUUAGGAAGAAGACAAGUAACCAAACCGCGUUGUCAAACUGCUGACCCAAGGGGGAAAUGAGAAGACUGCGUGAGGUAUUGACCGAUCUGGGAAUCGAUACAAUUUGUCUAAUGCAACGGGGGAUCGGGGGUUAAGUACAUGUGAGGGAAGAGAGGAUCCAUUUGCUGAGAGAGAACGGGACAGCUACACCUUGAUACCAAAAAUACCCCCCCCACACCCCCCCCGCAGCAGCAAGCCCGGCAGCGGCGAGGUACGAGGCGAGGAUCCAGCUCCCUGCAGACCGCCGGAUCGAUGACACCGUAUUUGCAAAACCGGCCAAUCGAUCCCACUUGGCAAAACGACUGAUCGAUGCCAGCUUGCUCGUAAGCCGCUUGCAGAACUACCUUCUCCCCGCGCCGCUCCAAACGUCCCCCGCCUCCUGUGUUUUGUUUGGUUUUUUUUCCUUUUUCCCCCCACAUUUUUUUUUGUGAGGGAGGGGAGAUACGUUUUUCUUUUUUUUUACCCCCCCACCGGGGAGUCAGGCCCAUCGCAAAUGGCUUCGUUUCCCGAGUCCGACUUCCAGAUCUGCCCGCUGUGCAAGGAGAUGUGCGGCUCGCCGGCUCCCCUCUCCUCCAACUCCUCCACCUCCUCGUCCUCCUCGCAGACCUCCAGCUCCUCCGGGGGCGGCGGCGGCGGCUCCUCCUGCGGGGGCCCGCCGCGGCGGCUCCACGUCCUGCCCUGCCUGCACGCCUUCUGCCGCCAGUGCCUGGAGGCGCAGCGGCACCCCGGCGCGGGGGACGCGCUCAAGCUGCGCUGCCCCAUCUGCGACCAGAAGGUGGUGAUCUCGGAGCCCUCGGGCAUGGACGCGCUGCCCUCCUCCAACUUCCUCCUCAGCAACCUGCUGGACGUCGUCGUCGUGGCCGCCGCCGCCGACGAGCAGAAGAACGGCCGCGCCGCCGGGGCCGGCCCCGCCGCCGGCUCCGGCCCGGGAGGAGGAGGAGGCGGCGGCGGCGGCAACAACCGCCACCACGGCCGCCCGCCGCCGCCGCCGCACCGCGCCGCCGGCUCCUCGCCCGCCGCCGCCGCCGCCUCGGCCGCGCCCUCCUCGACGUCGUCGUCCUCCUCCUCCUCGGGCGGCGGCGGCUCGGCGGCGCUCCUGCUGCGGCGACCCCACAGCCGGCAGGGCGAGCCCCGCUGCAGCUCCUGCGACGAAGGUAACGCCGCCAGCUCCCGCUGCCUCGACUGCCAGGAGCACCUGUGCGACAACUGCGUGCGGGCGCACCAGCGCGUCCGCCUCACCAAGGACCACUUCAUCGAGCGCUUCGCCGCCGCCGCCGCCCCCGGCCCCGCCGCCGCCGGCCCCGCCGCGCCGCUCGCCCUCAGCCCGCCCUACCCCGCCUCGCCCUACAACAUCCUCUCCGUCUUCCCCGACCGGGCCAGCUACUGCCAGCACCACGACGACGAGGUACUGCAUUUCUACUGUGAUACCUGUUGUCCCAUAUGUCGGGAAUGUACUAUGGGACGACAUGUGGGUCACAGCUUUAUCUACCUCCAAGAUGCUCUACAGGAUUCCAGGACUCUCACCAUUCAGCUCCUGGCAGAUGCUCAGCAAGGACGACAGGCUAUUCAACUGAGUAUUGAACAGGCCCAGGCUGUGGCAGAGCAAGUUGAGAUGAAAGCGAAGGUGGUACAGUCUGAAGUCAAAGCAGUGACUACUAGACAUAAGAAGGCCUUGGAAGAGCGGGAGUGUGAGCUGCUCUGGAAGGUGGAAAAGAUUCGUCAAGUCAAGGCUAAGUCACUCUACUUGCAAGUUGAAAAGUUACGUCAGAACCUAAAUAAGCUGGACAACACUAUUAGUGCUGUUCAGCAGGUCCUGGAGGAGGGUCGUACCAUGGAUAUUCUUCUGGCUCGGGAUCGCAUGCUGGCUCAGGUGCAGGAGCUGAAGAAUGUGAGAGGCCUUCUCCAGCCACAGGAAGAUGACAGGAUCAUGUUCACUCCCCCUGACCAGGCAUUGUAUAUGGCCAUUAAAUCAAUGGGCUUUGUCAGCAGUGGGGCUUUUGCUCCUCUGACCAAAGCCACUGGGGAAGGCCUCAAGCGUGCACUGCAGGGCAAAGUGGCCUCUUUCACAGUGAUAGGCUAUGACCAUGAUGGUGAGCCUCGCCUUUCAGGAGGUGACAUGAUCUCUGCCGUGGUGAUGGGCCCAGAUGGAAACCUUUUCGGGGCAGAUGUCAGUGAUCAGCAGAAUGGGACCUACCUGGUCAGCUACCGUCCACAGCUAGAGGGAGAGCACCUGGUAUCCGUGAUGAUGUGCAACCAACACAUAGAGAACAGCCCCUUCAAAGUUGUGGUGAAAUCUGGGCGCAGCUACAUAGGCAUUGGGCUGCCGGGGCUCUCCUUUGGCAGUGAGGGAGACAGCGAUGGCAAACUCUGCCGCCCCUGGGGGGUUAGUGUAGACAAAGAAGGCUACAUCAUUGUUGCUGACCGCAGUAAUAACCGCAUCCAGGUGUUCAAACCGUGCGGGACCUUCCAUCACAAGUUUGGCACGCUGGGCUCCCGGCCGGGCCAGUUCGAUCGCCCUGCUGGCGUGGCCUGUGACAUCUCGCGUAGGAUCGUUGUGGCUGACAAGGACAAUCAUCGCAUCCAGAUCUUCACGUUUGAGGGGCAGUUCAUUCUGAAGUUUGGAGAGAAAGGAACAAAGAACGGGCAAUUCAAUUACCCAUGGGAUGUGGCCGUCAACGCAGAGGGCAAGAUCCUGGUCUCUGACACAAGGAACCAUCGCGUUCAGCUGUUUGGGCCCGAUGGUGUGUUUCUUAACAAGUAUGGCUUUGAAGGGGCACUCUGGAAGCACUUUGAUUCCCCCAGAGGUGUGACUUUCAAUCAUGAGGGCCACUUGGUAGUGACAGACUUCAACAACCAUCGCCUUCUGGUCAUCCAUCCAGAUUGCCAGUCAGCACGCUUUCUGGGCUCGGAAGGCACCGGGAACGGCCAGUUCCUGCGCCCGCAGGGAGUGGCGGUGGAUCAAGAGGGGCGCAUCAUCGUGGCCGAUUCCAGGAACCACCGGGUGCAGAUAUUCGAGUCAAAUGGUAGCUUUUUAUGCAAGUUUGGCACUCAGGGAAGCGGCUUUGGUCAGAUGGACCGUCCUUCAGGUAUAGCUGUCACCCCUGAUGGCAUGAUUGUUGUGGUCGACUUUGGAAACAAUCGAAUUCUCGUCUUCUAAUCUGUGUUUGAAUUAGGAAGAAACUGUCUCAGGGAAAUUCUUCUAAGAGAAAAUGAAAAAAUACAACGUUAAUUCAAACCUACCUCAUCUUUAAUUUUUUUACAGAUGAAUGUACUUAUCUUUUCUGCAGGGAGUGAGCCUGUAAAGUUAAAUUCUAUCUACCUCAUUGUCCUCCCUUCCCUCCUCGGUUUCUCGCCCUCUUCCCAUCCCCACACACUCACAGUUCAGAACAUUUUACCUCUGCCCCCGGAUGGGGUUUCAUGCACAAACAGGUGUUGCUGUGCACAUUAGGUGGUUUGUGUGGUGAGUUCUGUAGACUAAGCCAAAAAAGGCUCUAUGUAACUUUUUUAAUGGAGAAAA
This is a messenger RNA of Gymnogyps californianus (California condor), 3747 nucleotides long. RefSeq names its product tripartite motif containing 71 (gene TRIM71). The record is from RefSeq and is a predicted model, not a curated record. Gene Ontology annotation, molecular function: ubiquitin protein ligase activity; protein binding; zinc ion binding. Lineage: Eukaryota; Metazoa; Chordata; Aves; Accipitriformes; Cathartidae. Gene Ontology annotation, biological process: proteasome-mediated ubiquitin-dependent protein catabolic process; protein polyubiquitination.